AUGUGCGACCCGUUGCUUUGGUCAUUGACCUUCCGGCAGUGCCAGCUGGAGUCAUUACUGCCUGUGGCAGGCUUGCUGCACCACCUGGACGGCUUGAUUGGCCUCGGAAUUCACGGGAUAGAUGGGCUAACCCUGGCUGGGGUCGAGCGCGUGCUGGCCGAUGCAAGGUGCCUAUGCACGCUCACUAUCCGCCACUGUCGCCUAGCACGACUGCCUCGCCUUCAAAGUGGAUCGAUCGAGGUCUUAGACAUAAGCAACAAUGCCAUCGAAAGCGCCGCAGGCCUAGAGACCCUGUUUCGCCUCAAAGAGUUGAAUCUGGCAGGUAACCGCAUACGCACGCUAUCGGGUUUACGACCGUUAGUGCCACUGGGGACUGGCCGCCUACGGGAGCUGAACUUGGACAGCAAUCCUGUGCAAAAUACUCCAAGGUAUAGGGAGUCGGUCUUGGCGGUCUUCCCAUCUAUCCAACUUCUCGACGGGAUCGCAAAAAGCCAAAAGUGGCGGAUGCGAACGGCAACAAAGACAAACACGGUGGGGGAGGAAGGUCACGACAGGAGAGCGUGCAGUACACCACCGAGAGUCAGGAAUGCCUUCUCCGAAGGAUAUUUCAGCGAUGGUGCGACUUGGAACUCAAGGAGGGCAGGGCUGGCGGAGUAUUCGACGUGCGGCUCGGAAACCCACACUAGCCAAGGCUAA
This is a messenger RNA of Ectocarpus siliculosus, 696 nucleotides long. Lineage: Eukaryota; Phaeophyceae; Ectocarpales; Ectocarpaceae. The record is from the annotation of a GenBank genome assembly.